This is a messenger RNA of Mizuhopecten yessoensis (Yesso scallop), 4107 nucleotides long. Its product is annotated as activating signal cointegrator 1 complex subunit 2-like. Gene Ontology annotation, molecular function: ubiquitin binding. Lineage: Eukaryota; Metazoa; Mollusca; Bivalvia; Pectinida; Pectinidae. The transcript has 16 exons. The coding region runs from base 70 to 2445 and encodes 791 amino acids. The record is from RefSeq and is a predicted model, not a curated record. Gene Ontology annotation, biological process: regulation of DNA-templated transcription.
UAGUAUUUCACUUUCGUGAGAAAAAGUGUGUAAAUAUGGUUUGUUGAUGUAUUGAAUGUUUAGUACAUCAUGUCAUCGAAUGUGCCGCUGGAUAAACUCCAAGUAAAAGUUGAAAUUUCUAAAAACAAGACGGAGAAUGUCCCGGCUUUGCAUCCUCGCUGGGUACAGAAGAUCCAGUUCCUGAAAUACCAUGCUCCACCGCUGGACGUCGGUGACCGGGGUCAGUGUGAGGAGUGGGGAGACCGCCUUAAGUUCAUUGAAGAAGAUCUUCACUGGGCUCUUCAGCUGCCACAUGACAAAUUUUGGUGCCAGAUUGUGUUCGAUGAAACUUUCAUUACCCUGAUAGACAGCUAUCUGCGCUACGCCCCAAGGACACAUGAUGUCCUGAUUGAACUUCCUGCGGACACAAAGUCUCGCCACGACGAGGUUCACCGGCUUAUGUUUAUGACAUGCCUUCGUAUGGCCACACACAAGGAAUCCAAGGAACAUCACAUCACUCCCAGUGUGUUUGGUGACAUCCUGUAUGAGAACUUCCUGUUUGACGUCCCCAAACUGCUGGAUCUGUGUGUGUUAUAUGGACAGGGUAACAGCCAGCUACUACACAAGAUGAUUGAGAACGUAUUCACCAACCAGCCUAAAUACAACGACGACCUACACAGCACAAUACCGACAAUCUUACAGGUUUUUGACAAUAUUCGAGCCAAGUGUGGUCUGGCAGAUGGGAGUGGCUUGACCCCUAAGAAACUGACCAAACCUAGCCAGGAACUGUCAGAACUGGGCACUAUGUCGAUGGCCGACUUUCAGGAUGUGGUGUUUUACCUGGCGGACACAGGAACCACACUGGCCUGUUUUUUGGAUGUCUACCCUCCGGCCUGCGGUCUGUUUCACAAGGAAGAUUUUGUACACCAACUUGCCAUCCUGUAUGAAUCUGUGAUCCCUGAAGUUGUUUCCACUAUCAAGAAACGGACAUUUGACAGCCACAGCCACAAGAUGCUGUUGAGGCAGAAGACACAGGAAGCCAAGAGUUCUCUGUUAAAGGUUGUGCAUUUGAUCGUAAAUACCUGCUGUAUACAACCAAUACUGGAAAAUGUUGGUGCUGAAGACAGAGUGGAAGAUCUAAUACACUUGUUUACGUCAAUGCUGAAUGAGAGAAGGUUUCUGGCUGACUUUGAGAGUCAUCAUCGAUUUGAAAACUACCAGGACAUACUACUGCAGGCACCCAUAGAAAUUGAUGAAAUGAGAUUGCAGUACAUACAGGAUGCCAUCAGUUCAGCCUUCACUACUCAUGGUCGUCGCCGGAAACCAACCGGGGGCACGAAAAGAGGGGGUAGGACAAGUCCAGAUGGGUCUCCAGCGCCAAUGGAGGAUACAUGUGCUGUUGGGGGUGGAGCUACAUCCGGAGUAAUGGGCGGAGCUACAGGUGGCGCCACAGGUAGAUCUACAGCUGAAUCAGAGAGUACAGGAUAUGGUGACGACUCCCAGGUAGAACAUUAUGAGGCAGCAGGGGCCUGUGCGAUGCAGAAAACAGGUGUGGAGCUUGAGUCCCUCAUCUCCUCUGUCAGAGACCUACUUCCUGACCUGGGGGAGGGCUUCAUUGAGGUUUGUUUAGAAGAGAUGGAUUAUAACCUAGAGCGUGUUAUCAAUGCCGUCUUGGAGGAUAAACUGCCACCGUCUUUGCAGGAGUUGGACAGAUCAAUGCCUCGGGAGGAACCCCAACAACCUGACAACAACCCAAUAUCGCUAUUGGACGGCCGUCGUAACGUGUACGACAACGAUGAAUUUGACGUGUUCAGCCGUGACAGUGUAGAUACAUCACGUAUAUUCCAGGGAAAACAAAACAAGAUGGACAAAAUUUCCCUUGAUGAUAAGACGCUUGGAACGGACGACAAAUUCAGGCUCAAUGAAGCGUAUGGUUAUGUUGUGGAGAGAGUCAAUGCCGACGAAGCAGCACAGAUGGCCGAGCUCUACGAUGACGAGUACGACGAUACGUACGACACAAACAACGUCGGAGCAGACGACGCAGAUUCUGCUGAUGAGCUGUCACAUGGGAAGGCAUUCACGGUUCCAAGGAUCCUAGGAGGUGGUAAACAAAGACAGCCCAAUCGGAAGAGCAGUGAAUCCGACUCACAGGAUUCGGAUGAGGAGAAAAAACGGGAUCAAUUUGUACGAGACCCAGCUCUCCUGAGGCAGCAAGCAGAGCAGCGUAGGAUGUCUCAGAGGAGAGGUCAAGGUCGUCGAUAUGGCCAAGGUCAAGGUCAUCCUCCAAGAGAACAGGGUCAAGAUGGACCAAAACAUGAUGUUCAGGGCAAGCAGAAAGGCCAGGGUCAGGAUGCAGAUGUUCUCCGAAACAGAAAAUUUAAAGAGAAAAAUAAGUCGUCGAGAGGAAAUCACAACAGGCGUUACAUGUCUGAUAAGAAAAGGAUGGGGUUUGGUGGGGGGCCAUAACAACAGCAUAAAAACAGCAUAAAAACAGCAUUAAAACUAAUGAGGACACUAUAAUGUUAUCUAUUUGUUGCUUUUAUGGCAUGUUUGGGAGACACAUGGAAGAUAGGCCAGAUACAACUAUUACGUAUCACACUGUUUCCUGUCUCCUCACUGUCUAGCAUAUUUUUAAUGUUCAAAAUAUUUCUAAAUUUUGCAACUCUGCUCUAUGAAAAAAAUGCAUAUUAGAUAGAGUAAAACAUGCCUACAUACUGACAGUUCAUUUUUGUUUAGGCGUAAAUGAUGUCUGAUGUAUACAAUUGGACUUAAUUUAGGGAUAUCAAACUGUUUCCUUAAGUGUUGUAAGAAAAGGCAUGGAGUGCUAGAUCUCGUCAGAGUUCUUGUUUCCUCGGGAUAGUUUCCAAAGUAUGCAAGUCUUAAAGGUGAUUCCACAAUAUUUUGAUUCAAAUUACCUUGUUUUUGUGUUGAUUACUGGAGCAAUCUUUCAGGUCAGAUAUAAUUUACAUUAUCCUGAAUUUUUCCAAAAUUGGAGCAUGAGCACAGUGUGGUAGGGGUGUGGGAAGGGGCGUUUUCUAAUAAAUCAUAGAAUUUCAUGCAAACACAGUUACAUUAGUGUUUCCCAACAUUCUCCUGAAUGUUUCCAAUGUUUGAUCAUGUGCUUUGGGCCAGGUGCGAUUGUCUUAUAAAUGAUGGAAUUAGUUACAUGAUUUUGAGAAUUGUAAUCGCCAUAAUAUUUUUGGAAGAAAAUACUUGCUUUGCAUGUCAUCUUAAAAACCCUAACAAAUUGAAUAAUGGAGGUAUAAUUAUUAUGGUUGUAUGCAAGCAAUAGUAAAUUAAGGUUUUAUUAAUGUGUUUGUAUCAGAAACAAUUCAGAUUUUAUCAUGAAACAAUGAAAGACAUCCCAACGUCAUUAUGUAAAGUUUGUGAACCAGCAGAGCUAUUCAACCAUCCCAUUCAAGACAAAGAUACAAUAAAGUUAACAGAUUAGUAAGAUAAGCUAUUUAAUUAUAAUGGUAACGACAUAUUAAGAUAAACCAUUUUAUUCAAGACAUAUGCACUAUAAUGGUAACGAAAUAGUUAGAUUAACCAUCUAAUUAAACACAUACAAACUAUAAUGGUAAUAUAAUAGAUCGGCAAGUCAUCCAAUUUAAAAUAUAUAUACUACAUUGUAUAUUGGUACCGGAAAGGGUAUACAUUAUUUUUGGCCGAAUUGCAAUGCAAUCAGGGCUUAUAGAUUAGUGAUUUGGUUAAGAAGAAUGGUUAAGUUCAGUUACAAAGUAACUAAUUGUCCUACAUCAACUAAACUUGCAUGGCUUAUGUAUCUAAGGAUGCUUAUCACAUGCGAUGCUUAGGAUUCUGCUUCUGACCUACAUUUUCAACUUGGCUGACCAGGUUAAGAAGUUUGGUUGAGGUCAGGCCCCAUCUGCACUAUGGUUAAGAAGAUUGGUUUAGGUCACUUACCAAGUAACUACUUGUCCUAUAUCAACUAAACUUGCAUGGCUUAUGAAUCUUAAAGGAUGCUUAUCACAUGUAAUGCUUUGCAUGAAAAUGUACUUUAGCAAUCCCGCCAGUAUUGCUAUUGGCGGUUUCUUGUUCUUUUGUUGAUUAUUUAUUUAUGAAGUUGAUCAUUUUUCUGUGAAAUGCAUUUAAAUGAUUAAAGAUGAG